AUGCCUCGAGCAGUGGGUAGAGAAAGGCCAACAGCAUGCGCGCGAUGUCGCAAACAGAAAUUGAAAUGUGACAAGGAAAAGCCAUGCACCCUCUGCUACCACGCCGGCGUUCCGUGCGUGCCGCGAGAGGACAUUCGCGCAUCGAAACACAAAUCCAAGGCUGCUGGCGCAUCGUCUACGACUGACGGCGGAGUCGGCUCAUGGUCCGGUCGGAAGGAUAACCAUUCUCAGCUUCAUCAUGCGGCUUUGUCGACAGACUCGGCAGCACAAUCGACGGGCCGACAUCCCCAGAAGCCGGGUAGCGCGAAUCGACUGGCAGCGUCUAGUUCAGCGAUGCGAUUUGCUCGCAAGGUCCUGCAUGUCAACGACCCCGACGACAACAAUGACCGAAAGCUCGGCGAUGAUAUUCUACAUGUUCUCGUUGGCGAUCCAUGCCUCUCAGAAGCCGUACCAUGGGGAUUGAAAUUCAUGUCACGACCAAACCUCACGGUGGUCGACAUCUUACUCGAUGUUUACAUCGCCCGCGCUCACUGGUUCAUGCUUUUCAUCCAUGCACCGACCAUCAAAGACCGAGCGAGGAUUCUCUGGCGACGGCCAACAUGGCAGAGGACUGAAGCGGGAGAAAUCCUCGUCAUCCUCUCGAUCGUGGUCAUGGCGGCUGUAUUGGCAUCAGAAGACUCAUCCUGGUCGGGACAUUCUACCAUGGACAAGCAUGGGAUCAACCUAUCGACUUUCCGAGACGAGAUUUCUCGUGAGAUCAACGAGAAUCUGUUGGACGUGAUGGGUGAUUGCAGCGUCGAAAGCGUCCAGAUCUGCCUCAUUCUCGCACGCUAUCGUGCUUACACAGGGGAGACCAACAUUGGGUGGACACUUGUUGGAAUGGCAGCAAGAAACGCGUAUGCAGCUGGGUUUCAUCUCCAGCCUUCGAACAACGACAAUCUAGUCCAAAAUGAGAUCCGUCGGCGUGUCUGGUUGGCUGUGAAAACAGUCGAUACAUUCUCGGCCAUGUUCAAUGGGAGACCACCAUCCCUCGACAGCAACUUCGUGCACCGUCGCGAACCUUACCACAUUGACGACCUUGCCAUACAUCCACACCUGGUUAACCAUCCUAUCCUCCAAUGGAACGGCCGUGCAACUAAUUUCUUGACGUUCCAUGACUUGAAAUAUGAAGUCUACGAGAUCAUGAGCAAGACGCUGUCGGCUUUCCGCCAAAUCCGCGAAGACAUGCAGUCAGAUGACAAUCAACGACUGCUGUACACGACCGUCCGGGAGACCAACGAGGCACUCAUGAAGUGGCGUGCACGGGUGCCUCCCUUCUUCGACCAAUCUACCUGGGACGAUAACGAUCCUCUUGACUGCAUGGGGGGACAAGAUAAACCCUGGGCGGCCGACGCGCGAACACUGACGCUACAAAGUCUGACCAUGCAGGUCAUGUUCGACAGCCUCAUCAUCCUUCUCCACCGACCCAUCAUCGAACUCAGCCUACAACAAGCCUCCCGAUCAAGUCUCCGCCUCACCAGCGAAGACAUCUCCUGGUCGAUCCAAGCCGCCGUGGACGCCGCGCUCCGCACCUCGCGAAUCUCCAUGCACACCAUGGAAUGCGAAUCCAGCCUCUCCUACAUCCUCAUGAACUCCCUCACCAUCUCCGUCAUUUUAUGUAUCCCGCCCAUCCAGGAGCCGAUGACGGCCCGCGCCCAGCAAGCCAAGGAAGGCCUCUACCGGAUCGCCUCCGAGUGCAAGCAGUUAAGCGGGAAAGUGCCCUUGGCCGCACAGAUCCACACUCUCCUGUCGUCGCUGAUCUCGACCGUCGUGCAGAGGGAGUCUGCAUCGGUGCUGGCGCAGCAGCAACUGCAGCAACAACAGGGCGCCAGCCGCACCGCUACCACCACCACUUCAAACUCGCCGCAGGAAGCUUGGCAGAAUGCCACCAUGUCGCCGCCGCCACUCGGCUCGGUGACGCGACCGGCGGGCGCGCCCGGCUUGAGUGUGAGGAUGAACAACAAUUGGUAUAACGCCACGGCAGGCCCGUCGACGGGUUUGCUGAAUGAGAUCAUCUCGCCGAUCACGGCGAUGUCGCCAGCGAGGUCGAGUGCGAAUGAUCAAACGUGGACCACACUCGAUCUGCUCGGUCUGACACAAUCGGAAGGAGCGGGUCAGUUUGGUGGGCCCUGA
This is a messenger RNA of Dissoconium aciculare CBS 342.82, 2172 nucleotides long. RefSeq lists its product as uncharacterized. The record is from RefSeq and is a predicted model, not a curated record. Lineage: Eukaryota; Fungi; Ascomycota; Dothideomycetes; Mycosphaerellales; Dissoconiaceae. Gene Ontology annotation, biological process: DNA-templated transcription; regulation of DNA-templated transcription. The transcript has 2 exons. Gene Ontology annotation, molecular function: DNA binding; zinc ion binding; DNA-binding transcription factor activity, RNA polymerase II-specific. The coding region runs from base 1 to 2172 and encodes 723 amino acids.